This is a messenger RNA of Scophthalmus maximus (turbot), 3787 nucleotides long. RefSeq names its product ras association domain-containing protein 8 (gene rassf8a). Gene Ontology annotation, biological process: signal transduction. Lineage: Eukaryota; Metazoa; Chordata; Actinopteri; Pleuronectiformes; Scophthalmidae. The record is from RefSeq and is a predicted model, not a curated record. The transcript is spliced from 6 exons. Bases 541 to 1893 code for a protein of 450 amino acids.
UUUAAACAGUCCACAAUGCCUUGCGGUGUCCCACUUCCAGUGCUGUGUGUUCACCAGCAGGACUAAUACAAACGGGGAGAGGGGCAAUUUCCGCAGCUUAUCAUUGGAGGAGGUGGGGGUGAGCGCAAAAGACUGCGGCGCACGGAGCGGACGAGGCGCAAACUUCGGACAGAGGACCGAGGCGUCAGAGGUGCUGUUGUCGGACUCGUCCGGCGUUGCCUCGUAUCCAGCUGUUGUGUGCGUGCGUGUGUGUGUGUGUGUGUGUGUGUGUCCGUCCUGCAGCUGAACGUUACUUUGUCGCAGUUGGUCUGAAGUGGUCCGCUGGGCAGUGGAGGAGGAGAAGGAGCCGGUUUCUUGCGGAAUUCGCGUCUUUACGCGCGUCGAACUUUCUCCCCGGACAGCGGAGCCGCCGAGUCGGAGUCCCGUUUUUACACCGUGAAGUGAAACGGCCAGAGGGGUUUCAACUGCUCUGCACCACUGGAGCCUUCAGUAAUGUCGGGGCCAACACCCCACUACCGGCCCCCUCACUUCUGACCCAACAUGGAGCUCAAGGUCUGGGUGGAUGGAGUCCAGAGGGUCGUCUGUGGGGUCACCGAGGCAACCACGUGCCAGGAGGUGGUAAUUGCUCUGGCCCAGGCCAUAGGUCGCACUGGGAGAUAUACUCUGGUAGAAAAGUGGCGGGACACUGAGCGUCACCUCGCCCCACACGAGAGCCCCGUGGCGUCUCUGAAUACAUGGGGCCAGUAUGCUGGUGAUGUCCAGCUCAUCCUGCACCGCACAGGCCCCUCCCUGACUGAAAGACCCCCCUCCGAAGGACCCGGUUUCAGGGGACCAGAACGUGGGCUGCAUCGGCAGAGCCUCCCGCCCCUUGCAAAGCUUCGCCAUCCCAACGAUCGCUCCCUCCGCCGGCGUGAACCUCGCCGCAAGUCUCUCACAUUCACCGGUGCACCCAGAGGCCUUAGGGAGAUACUGAGCGGGGGUCGCAUCGGGGAGGCUGAGGCUAAACGAAGACUUCUCCUUGGAAACAGCGGGAACCACCACCAUGGAGGACCGGCCAUCGGGACCGCAUCUCCCGGCCUGUGGGCCUGUCGCAUGGAAGAUCUGGUCAGACUUGUCGGCCUGCAGAGAGAGACACUCAACGUGCUGGAGAAGAAGCUGGGGUCCUACGAGGCGGAGCUGCAGGCCUGGGCUGAGGGGAGGGGGGGGCGAGUUGGAGUGUGCAUUGGUGACCCAGGUGCAGGAGGAGGGCUGAUCGAGGAGAUUGUGAGGCUGGAGAAGCACCUGAGGAAGAAUGAGGUGGAGAUGGAGGAGGAGGAGUUUUGGGCCUCUGAGCUGCAGAUUGAGAUCGAGAGUGAGAGACAACUGGAAGAAAGACUGCUGGAGCUCCGAGGGCGCAUGCAGGGCUGUGAACUGGAGAUUGAAGAAAAGCUGUCCAUGGGUGUGGAGGCAGGUCUGGAAGAGGAGCGGCUGCAGAGGGAGCGGCAGGAGACCCAGUGGGUCAGCGAGGCAGAGGCCCGCGCUCAGGUCCUCAAGGUUAAAGCAGAGCUCAAGGCCCAGGAGAGACAGGCUGUCCAGCUGGAGAGCAGCUGCAGGGCUGUGGACCGGUCCCUCGGACAAAGCAGCAAAAAGCUGCAGGACAUGCAGCACGAUCUGGAGCAACUGACCAAGGAGCUGAGACAAGUGAACCUGCAGCAGUUCAUCAAGCAGACAGGCACCAAAGUCACAGUGCUGCCGGCCGAGCCCAGCGAGGAGGAUGAAAGUUGCCACAACAGUCAUGUUCCUCUCUCUGGCUCGCUGAAGCGCCCUGUGUCGUCCCACCCGAUGUCCAGUCACCUCCGGGUCCUCCAGAGCCCUCUCACUUCGGGCCUGAAUCCAGAGGGGAUCUAUGUGUGAGACCCUUCUAAUACCCUUCUAAGACAUUGUUGUCUCCCUUCCAACGCCCAUAUCCAACCCCCCCCCCCCCCCCCCCGAACCUGUUAAUGUGUGGAAAUCGUAGUACAGGAUACCUCAGUAGCACACUUCUAUGUACUGUUGUUUCAAUCACCUGGAGGCGGCAGCGUUGACUGUGAAGACUCGGUAAGUGAAGGAACGAUGUUGGAAGUCAUUGAGCACUAAAUGAAAAACAGUUAGUUAUGGCAUGAAGAGAGAAACAUUUCUCCUGACAUGUUCCUGGCUUUCCAAACAUCAAGGUGUUGUGGACUUCCUUAACGUGUCCACUUAAUGUACUUUUACUCUCACUAUAGUACCUGCUGAAUGAUUUGAAUAAUUUUCUCACAAGCAUCAUGAUUCAUAACUGUUGCCUUUUGAACUAUAUUCCUGAGAAUCUUGGUAUGUGAAUCUAUGAACUCUAUAUCUUUGAAAUCAUGCGUUAUUUCUGCAGUAAAGACAUUUGACCUGGUAUAAUGACUGGGUCUUGUGUGAGUAAUGAAAACCCCACUUGUGUCUGUAGGAAAACUGUCUAGAAUCCGCCAUUUUGCAUAUCAAAAUCUAUUCCUGUAGCUCCGACUUGUCUGUCCAUGUUAAAACUAUGCACAAAUGCUUGAUAGUUUUGUUACCGAAGAAUGUUACUGUCUGUAUGAACCAAAAUUACAGCUCACUGUAAAUAUUUUUCUUACUUUCCAUCUUUAUUUAGUGAAUUAUUAUAUUUUAUUACAAAGCAAUGCAUUCACAGUUAUGAAAAUGCAGUGCCCGCAGUCCUGCAGUAAUAUCUGCAUUAUGAAGCAGUGUUAAUUAUCCUCUUCAGCUGUUUUUUUUUGUUGUUGUUGUCGUUGUUAAAUGAUUACACAGAUUAUUUUUGCCAAAUGUAUUGUGCUUGUUUUUUCUGUUAGGAUGGGUGGCCAAAGAUUAGCAGGUCUUGUUGCAUGACUGUGAUGUUAAUAUAGCCAUAUGAGGAUGUGCAGAGCACAACGGUGCAGUCAAUCAGUGAGUUGAAUCUUAAAAAACACAGGCAUGUAAUAAUACAGUGGAUAGCUACAGUUAGAGAGAGAGUGUGUGUGUGUGUGUGUGUGUGCGUGCAUGUGUGGAGUCAGGAUAGCCAAGAUAAGAAGCCCCUCUUAGGUUGUAGUUCAGCUACUAAUCACAUCAAAGUGCCUUAUAUUCAUUUACACAGGUGGUGAAUUCAAGUAUUAUACAGUAGAGCUUUAGCAGAGACAUUGAAGCAAUGAAUGGUCAUCGUCUGUUUAGUAAAUGUGUUGGUGGAUGUAUUAGUGCCACAUAUUGCUGCUCAGAGAAAAAUGGCAAUAGAGGAAACUGUAGUAACCUUUUAUCUGUCAGUAUUUUGUAAAGAUGUCAAUGGGAAGAACAUAAUUGAGAAUGCUUUCCACUUUGUUACUGUAUUGUUGACGCAACGAUACUACGUUCUGUAGUUUUUACAUCAGCGCUGUCAAACAUGGAAUAAAUAGUUGACAGUUGAUACCAAGGGGGAAAUCAACCCUGUAGCAUUCGGUGUCUACAAAAGACGCCCCCUCACCACAGUGUGUCUCUGCUUUGCAGUUUUAGGAGAGACACGUUUUAAAAUUCUUAUGAAUGAUAUAUUUACCCUUUAAAAAAAAACCCACUUGUGUGCAUUUCUUUCCAGCAUGGGGAUGAGACGUAGCUGUGGUCGCUGUUUACAACUGUAGAAGUUCUAGAGAACUCUUGAGAUGUUGACUGUACAUAACCUUUUUUUUUUUUUUUUUUUUUUCCUGCCUUAAAUAUACUGCAAAAUGUUGACAGGUGUACGUACGGCAGUAUCUGGCUGCUGAUAUGACUUGGAUUGCAUGUUUCAAUAAACCAUCUGAAAAAAUGA